AUGGAUGAUCUCUAUUCACUUUCUCCUUUUGAACAAAGUGAGGAGCCAAUGAUUCAAUUUCAGAUGGAUCAGAACCCCUAUAUUCUUUGCCAACAAAACACAAUCCAACAAGAUCUUUUCAUAGAUCAUGCUUCACUUGAGAGCAGCAAUCUAGUCGUCACUGAAAACAUUAUAGAAAACACACAGAAAUUAUCUGCCAUUCAAGAGAAUGACAAGAGUACCGAUGAUCAUCAACAGAAAAAACUCAGGCACAGAGAUUCUGAACGAAAAAGAAGGCAACAAACGACAGGUCUUUAUGCUUCUCUUCGGUCACUACUCCCUCUUGAAUAUAUCAAGGGAAAGCGUUCAACAAGCGAUCACACCCAUGAGGCUUUGAAAUAUAUACAACACUUGCAGGAGAAUCUAAAAGAAUUGGGUAUCAAGAGGGACAAGCUCAAGAAGUUCUUCCAUUCAAGUGGCGUUGGCCCCGGAAAUGAUCAUGGGAGCUCAAGUAAUUCUAUGACUAAUAUUAUCAAGGUCAGCUCAUGCCAAGAGGGUGUUGAGAUCAUGAUCCAAAUUGGCCUCAUAGAUGAAGUGUUCCCUCUUUCAAGAGUGCUGCAAGUUCUGCUUGACGAAAGAUUUAGUGUUGUCAGCUGUGUUUCCACCAAGUUAAAUGGGAAAUCAAUUCACUCUAUUCGAUCAGAGGCCAAUGAUCUGACAUAUGUUGAUCAGUCCGUAUUGCAACAAAAACUGCUCGAUGCGAUCAACAAAGAGUCACGUUUCAAGUAA
This is a messenger RNA of Ilex paraguariensis (yerba mate), 768 nucleotides long. NCBI's taxonomy places the organism in Eukaryota, Viridiplantae, Streptophyta, Magnoliopsida, Aquifoliales, Aquifoliaceae. The record is from the annotation of a GenBank genome assembly.